AUAAAUACAACAUUCGUCAAAACGUUGCUAAAAUCAAAAUAAUGCAUGAAUGAUGACCAAACAAUAGCAAGAAUGCCAGAAAGUUUCGUGCUUAAAGUUUCCAAAAAAUGCCUAACACUAAGAAUUUGUAAAACAUACACAAAAAUUAGUUGUUUUCAAAUUUCAUUUUUUUAAAUUUUAUUUUAUUUUUUACUGUUUUUGGUUGUAGAUUGUAAUGGUUAGUGGCAGUUCCCUUAGUUCCCGGUUUUUACAAUGUCGGGGGUUUUUUCGUUGCUGUAGUAACAACAGAUGUUAGCCGUUAGCUCAACUCCCGGCUCUGCUUUAGCGGCAAGAUGGCGGCUCCCGUCCCCGUGGUUCGCUGCUUAUAUCUGCGUCUUUAACAGUGGUUAGUAGCCACGCUACAACCACAAACUCUAUUGCACGGAGCAGCGUUUUCGUCCCACGGCAGGCGUUGACUGUACGCAAACGUUUGCUCAAAUCCGUGUCGUCGGUGCAACAGCCUUCGGAUUUGUACCAACUCCACUCAGCAGUGUUCACCGGGGAAAAUGGCGGAUUGUUCGCUUUCUGUUUGUAGGCUAACGGUUAACAGCUAAAGAACUGUCCUUCGUGUCUGAACUUUAGACGUAUAGACAGUUUGUUUUAUGCCUGGCUUUUGUCUGUCGUUCCAAUUAGCUUUAUCGUGAAACCAUUUUCACUGUUGCCGGCACAGUCAUUGCAACUGCCUGUAGAAAGAACUGGGGCUAGUUAGCCACUGAGCUAGAUAGCAGGCUAAUGAUAGACUGCUAGGAGGAAACGAUUGGGUACCACAAAACUGUUAACAUAGCGGAUUCCUUUUCUGCGUGACUCCGGAUAGGAAGUGGAUCAUGACAUCCGAUGUCUUCCCGGCGGUGGUGCAACCGCGUUGGAAGCGAAUAAUUGGUUGGACUGGGCCGGUGCCCCGACCUCGACAUGGGCACCGAGCAGUGGCCAUCAAGGAGCUAAUGGUAGUGUUUGGAGGAGGAAAUGAGGGCAUCGUUGAUGAGCUGCACGUCUACAACACAGCUACCAACCAAUGGUUCAUUCCUGCAGUGCGGGGUGACAUCCCCCCUGGGUGUGCUGCUUUUGGUUUUGUGUGUGAUGGGACAAGGUUGCUGGUUUUUGGAGGGAUGGUGGAGUAUGGCAAAUAUAGCAAUGACCUAUAUGAACUGCAGGCUAGUCGGUGGGAGUGGAAACGUCUGAAGGCCAAAGCUCCUAAAAAUGGACCGCCCCCCUGUCCCCGCUUGGGGCACAGCUUCUCUCUGAUUGGUAGUCGCUGUUAUCUAUUUGGAGGACUAGCUAAUGACAGUGAGGAUCCUAAGAAUAACAUUCCCAGGUACCUGAACGACCUGUAUUGUCUUGAGCUACGUCCUGGCACCAGUGUCGUGGGCUGGGACAUCCCAUUGACGUCAGGUCAACCCCCUCCACCAAGAGAGAGUCACACCGCUGUGGUCACAGGCAGCCAUGGCUCCAGCAAACUAAUCAUUUAUGGAGGGAUGAGUGGCUGCAGGCUGGGCGACUUAUGGAUGCUGGACAUAGACACGAUGACGUGGUCAAAACCGUCCUUGAGUGGCUCCUCCCCACUUCCUCGCAGUCUGCACUCUACCACUGUCAUCAAAAACAAAAUGUACGUGUUUGGAGGUUGGGUUCCUUUGGUAAUGGAUGAUGUUAAGGUGGCAACACAUGAGAAGGAGUGGAAGUGCACAAAUUCACUGGCCUGUCUCAACCUGAACACGUUGGGCUGGGAGACUGUUUUGAUGGACAGCGAGGAGGAGAAGAUUCCUCGAGCUCGAGCAGGACACUGCAGUGUUGCCAUUAAUUCCAGACUUUACAUCUGGAGUGGUAGGGACGGAUACAGGAAGGCAUGGAACAACCAGGUCUGCUGCAAGGACCUCUGGUACCUGGAGACAGAGCGUCCUGCUCCUCCAUCUCGUGUCCAGCUGGUCCGAGCCAAUACCACAUCUUUGGAAGUGAACUGGGGUCCAUCGCAAACAGCUGACACUUACCUGCUGCAGCUGCAAAAGUAUGACAUUCCAGCUGCACCUUCGUCGAGUCCCACCCCCCAGAGUCCCAUCACGGCCAAUCAGACCACUUCAGCUCUGUCAGGCCUCACUCUGGUUCCCUCCCCUGCUGCAUCAGUCUCUGCAGCAAUGAAGGCUCCAGCUGUCCUCAAGGUGGCAGCAACCCCAGGUACAACAGGCGCAGCCUCCAUUGUCACUCUUCGACAGACCUCACACAAAUCCCCAGCUGCUGUGGCAACACUUCCUGCAGGAGUUCGAAUGGUGUUACCUACUCAGCCAGGAACACUCACAGGAAGCAUUCCUCAGAUGAGUGGCAUGGCAGCACUAGCUGCUGCAGCUGCUGCAACUCAGAAGAUCCCUUCUUCCUCAGCAGCAGCUACAGCCCUAAACAUCCCAACAGCAGCCAGUGUUAUGAAAACAGUGGCUGUGAGUCCAGGAUCUGUCAGCCUGCCUGUGAAAGUAGCUUCUCCUGUUACCAUGGUUUCCAACCCAGCCACAAGGAUUUUAAAAACUGCCGCUGCUCAGGUGGGUGGAGUCACAGUCAUCCCUACCCCUGUGACACAAACGCGACCACUUAUUACAGUCCACAAGUCUGGUACAGUGACAGUCUCCCAGCAGGCUCAGGUGGUCACAACAGUGGUGGGUGGAGUCACAAAGACAAUCACCUUGGUGAACAGUCCACUCAAUAUGGGAGGAGGAGGAUCUCUGAUUGGGAACCUUGGUAAAGUGAUGUCAGUGGUCCAGACCAAACCCGUUCAGACUGGGGCAGUCACUGCUCAGGCUGCAGGUGGCACUGUGGCCCAGAUCAUUCAGACAAAGGGUGGUCUUCCAGCAGGAACUAUUCUGAAGCUGAUGACAACAGCAGAUGGUAAACAAACCAUCAUUGGUACCACACAGGGUGGAUCCACUUCCAACAAACCCACCAUCAUCAAAACUAUACCAAUGUCAGCACUGCAAGGCGGGGCAGGGAAAAGUCCAAUUACUAUCCUCACAACCAAGGUGGUUUCACCAGGAACAAUGGGAAAAAUCAUCACUACUGUCCCAAAGAUUACCACAGGAGGACAGCCAGGGCUCACACAGGUUGUGUUGAAAGGUUCUCCAGGUUCACCUGGAACAAUCCUUAGAACUGUUCCAAUGAGCGGUGUCCGACUUGUAUCGCCUGGAAGCAUCUGCAAUAAACCCGGGGUCACCACUCUUGUGGUCAAGGCAACAACAGCAGGCAUGUCUAGUCUGGGAACAGUCGCAGGAAACGUCUCGACCUCUGUGGCAGGUGGUGCCAUUGCUGCUGCCCACGCCUCUUUGGCCACACCUGUAACCACUCUAGCAACCAUUGCUACAUUGGCCAGUCAGGUUACCGCGGCAACUGCAGCAGUACCAAAGCAGGUUACAUUGAUUACAACUCCAAGUGGUGCUGAAGCUCAGCCACUGGUCCAGGAUCUGCCAGUCUCCAUCAUGGCAUCUCCUACUUCUGAAGAACCAGGAAGUACAACAAGCACUGUGACAGUGACAGUUGCAGAUGGUGCUGUCUGUUCAAACCCACCAUGUGAAACUCAUGACACUGGCACCACCAGCACUUUCACUGUGGCUUCAGCAACUAUGGGUGGAGACAGAGUUUGUUCCAACCCUCCCUGUGAGACUCACGAGACCGGAACCACAAACACAGCAACAACAUCAGGAGUUGGAGGCCUCAGACAGGUUUGUUCAAAUCCUCCAUGUGAAACUCAUGAGACUGGAACCACCAACACAGCGACAACAUCAGGAGUUGGAGGCCUCAGACAGGUUUGUUCAAAUCCUCCAUGUGAAACUCACGAGACUGGAACCCCCAACACAGCCACAACAUCAGGAGCUGGAGGACUCAGACAGGUUUGUUCAAAUCCUCCAUGUGAAACUCACGAGACUGGAACCACCAACACAGCCACAACAUCAGGAGCUGGAGGACUCAGACAGGUUUGUUCAAACCCUCCAUGUGAGACUCAUGAGACUGGGACUACAAAUACAGCAACCACAGCUACAGCUCAGCCAGGUGGAGGUGUUCUACAGGAGGACACGACAGGUCCAUCUUCUGAUCAAGCAUCAUCCACAAUUGCCGGUCAAUGCAGGGCUGUGACCACUGUGACACAGGCCACACCCACCCCUGGACCCUCCAUACCUGAGAUCACAUCAUUGGUUCGUGAAGAGAGAGAACAGUCUUCAGAGGCAGAAGUUGUAGCAGUGAUGACACCGUCUGCAGAGGAGGAGGAGGAACAGGCACAGGGCAGUACAGUGAUGAUGUCAUCAGAAGCAACCAUGCUACAGGUUCAGAUGGAGAGCAAUGACACAGCGGUGGCCACACAGAUGGAGACGUCAGACAGUGGCCUCCCUCAAGAGCUUAUGUCUUCAGAAGGAGAUGACAGCUCUGCAACAACAACACUAAUGGUGACAGGACUGACGGCCGAUCAGUUGACUCUUAGUGGAGAUGCAGCUCAGCAGGCAACAAUUCAGGCUGUGCUGCAGGCUGCAGGAGAAGGAGAUAUUUCUGUGGACCAGUCAAUCCCUAUUGUUCUGACUCAGCAGGACCUCGCUGCCUUGGUGCAGCAGCAGCUUCAAGAUGUCCACAGUCGAAUGGAACCUGAACCCGAACCUGAACCCAGUAAUGUCCCCACAGAGGGUCUUGCACCGGCUGACAGUCUCAACGACCCCACAGCGGAUGGCAAUGCUCAUGAGCUGACACCUUCAGCAGUAACCAGUGCUGUCGCCCGAUUGGCUAGUACAUUCAGCCCUGCCCCUGCUUUGACAGCGGGACCAAUUAAAAUUCAGACUGCGACUUCGAGUGAGGGGACCAAUGGGAUUGCAACAACCACAUCUACGAAGUCAUCAAGUGAAGACAGUCAAUGGUUUGAUGUUGGCAUUGUUAAAGUCACCAACAUGGUUGUUUCUCACUACUUCGUUCCCUAUGAUGGAAAUGCGGUUGAUGAUGACUCAGGCAUCCCUCCUGACUACAACCAAAUGAAGAAGGUGGAGCUUCAGCCAGGAACUGCCUACAAGUUCCGUGUGGCAGGAAUAAAUAUCUGUGGCCGUGGUGCCUACUCCGAGGUUUCAGCAUUUAAAACGUGUUUGCCUGGUUUCCCAGGAGCCCCCAGUGCCAUUAAAAUCAGCAAGAAUCUGGAUGGUGCCCAGCUGACCUGGGAGCCUCCAGCUGUCACUUCAGGCCGAAUCGUAGAGUACUCUGUUUACCUGGCCAUCCACUCCAGCCAGGCAACUCCAGCCUCCAGCUCAGGCCCCGCACAGCUUGCCUUUAUGCGGGUUUAUUGUGGUGCCAGCCCAUCCUGCUUAGUCCAGGCUUCCAGCCUAGCUAAGGCCCACAUAGACCAUACUACCAAAUCUGCCAUCAUCUUCCGCAUCGCUGCCCGCAACCAGAAGGGCUAUGGCCCGGCCACACAAGUCCGGUGGCUUCAAGAAACGGGUAAAGACACGAAAAUGGCCGUUAAGAGGGGAGGGACUUCUGAUAUGAAAUCUGUUGGACCAAAGAAGUUCAGGACUGACCAGUAAGAGUAUAACAUGGUGAUUGUGAUUGACUACCAGAGCCAUGAAGAAGUGAGGCUUUGGCUACAUCUUGUCCCAGGAGGGAACAGCGAAAUAAAAGACUUUCGGUAUAUUUGUAUAUUAUUGACUAAUUCGGGUCUAGAUGUUUUGAUGGAAUGCAAAGGGUAGAGUUUGGAUGUGAUGAUAUAACAGGAACGAUAAAGUUUAGUUAGUGGAACGUCGGAAAAAUCAUUGCUUUGAAGUACAUGUUUUUGGCUUAUGUCAGGAAGGACCAGGGGAGGAUUGAUCGUGCUCUCAUGUAGAUAUUUUUCUUUGUACUUCUUUUUUAUAUAUAUAUUAAACAUCCAUAAGAAGAACGUUUUCUGAAUUUUCUGAUGUUAGGCAACAAUCGACUGAUUGUCAGUUGCUCUGUUCUCUGAAACAAUAAAGAUUUUUAGAGCA
Cynoglossus semilaevis (tongue sole) is the source of this 5999-nucleotide messenger RNA. It is a transcript of the gene hcfc1b, whose product is annotated as host cell factor C1b. The coding region runs from base 864 to 5564 and encodes 1566 amino acids. Gene Ontology annotation, cellular component: histone methyltransferase complex. The record is from RefSeq and is a predicted model, not a curated record. Lineage: Eukaryota; Metazoa; Chordata; Actinopteri; Pleuronectiformes; Cynoglossidae. Gene Ontology annotation, molecular function: protein binding; transcription coactivator activity. The transcript is spliced from 32 exons. Gene Ontology annotation, biological process: regulation of DNA-templated transcription; chromatin remodeling.